AUGUCAAAGGAAGAGGAAACUGCAACUACACCAUCAAAUAUUGAUAAAGAUGUUGAUAACAACGACAUUGUUCGUUCUUCGUCACCAUUAGAUGACUAUGAAGAAGAAGUUGAUGAUGAUUUAACAAAUAAUAAUAAUAGAACAAGACAAGAUUUUAGUAAAAUGAGUACACCCUAUUACUCUUAUCAUGUUGAUAAAACUAUUCAAAGCAAUGAUUCAGCUUAUUGGGCAAGGAGAUCUAAAACAAUGAUGACAACAACAUCUGAACAUAGUCUGGAACCUAAUUCUACAAGUUCAGCAUCUCAUGCUACUACUGUUAGUGGCAGUCUUGUUGAGGAUAGAGAUGGUGUUGGUGUUGAAGUUGACAAUGGUAAAUUUAAUGAUACUGCAGAAGUUGCUGAGAAACAAAUUAAAGAGGAAUUAAAUAAUUUAUACACUGAUUUUCAUAAAUGUCUUGAAUUGCGCGAUAAAUAUAUGAAAUUCUCAUUACAACGACUUGGUGAUAAUCCAAAGGAUCAUGAGGAUUAUAAAAUUUAUCCAUCACCACCUGCCCCGUCUUCUGCUGCUGAUUAUUAUGCGAAACAUUCUAACCUCAAUAAAAAAAAAGCAGUGAAAAUUGUUGGUGAAGAUUUUCAUGUUGAAGAGUGUGAGAUACCUGGUGAUCAUCAGUAUGUAUAUGAAUUAUCCACAGAUGGAGUUUAUUAUGUUUAUAAAUCAGAAGAAGAUCUUAGAAAUCAUAAAAUCAAAAACCACAAGGACAAAAAAUAUUUUAUGGAUUUAGAUUUUAUAUUAAAUGUGAUUUCUGAUGGCCCGACAAAAACUUAUGCUUAUAGACGUUUACGAUAUCUGGAAAGUAAAUGGAACAUGUAUACUCUACUCAAAGAAUAUCAAGAGAUGGCUGAAUCGAAGGAUGAAGUAAUUUUUAGAGAUAACAAAGUUCUCACAUUAAUUGAAGUAUUUAAAAGUUUAGGCUUGACAGCUUACGAUCUUAGUUAUUUCAGAUUUGGAGUCAAAUCAAAAUCUGAAUGGAGCAAACUUGCAAAAUGGGUGGUACACAAUAAAAUAUUUUCACCAAAUGUCAGGUGGUUAAUUCAAAUGCCUAGGCUUUAUAGUAUCUACAAAUCUACCAAGACUGUUGAAAAUUUCGAAGAUGUUAUAAAAAAUUUAUAUGAGCCAUUGUACGAAGUUACAAAAAACCCGAAGAAAAAUCCCGAACUACACAUAUUUUUACAACGCGUAAUUGGAUUUGACAGCGUGGAUGACGAGUCGAAAGCAGAAAGACGUAUUCACAAAAAAUAUCCAGUACCAAAAAAAUGGGACACCGACCUCAACCCGCCCUACUCCUACUACUUGUACUACAUGUAUGCAAAUAUGAUCAGUUUGAACCAGUGGCGGAAAGAACGCGGAUUCAAUACUUUUGUUUUGAGACCUCAUGCUGGUGAAGCAGGUGACACUGAUCAUUUAACAUCGGCUUUCCUGACAUCACAUUCAAUCUCACAUGGCAUUUUGUUGAGAAAAGUUCCUGCAUUGCAAUAUUUAUAUUAUUUGAAACAAAUUGGAAUUGCAAUGUCGCCAUUAUCGAAUAAUGCUUUGUUUUUAACUUAUGAAAGAAAUCCAUUCAUGAGCUUUUUUCAAAAAGGAUUGAAUGUUAGUCUUAGUACCGAUGAUCCAUUACAAUUUCAUUACACUAAAGAGCCAUUGAUUGAAGAGUACAGUGUAGCUGCACAGAUUUGGAAACUAUCUGCUUGUGAUAUGUGUGAAUUAGCACGUAAUUCGGUAUUGCAAAGUGGAUUUGAAAUGAUGUUAAAGAAACAUUGGCUCGGGUCAAAAUGGUUCUUACCAGGUCCUGAUGGAAAUGACAUUCAUAGAACGAAUACACCAAAUGUUAGAAUAUCAUUUAGACAUGAGACAUUAAUGGAAGAAAUUAACAUGUUGGCAAAAUAUUCACGUUUAAAAUCAAGAGAUUCAUUUGUUUGUAACACUAUAGAAAUGUCUUUAUCAAAUUAUGAUAAAUAUUUAUCAUCAACACAAUCUUUAUCAGCAUCAGCAACAUCACAACAAUCAACACCUGAAAAAAAUGUUGUUGGUAAAGAUGGCGAUAUUGGCAAAGGAGAUAUUAAAGAAAGCGAUGACUAUUUUAAUAGUGGUUUGGGUGCUGGUGAACAAAUUGUUGCGAGUCCGGGUAAAUCGUUAUUUUCUGAUUCAGAAAUGGGAGUUAUUCCUGGUGUUGCUAUGUUUGUGGAACGUAUUCAUCAAAUUGGUAAAAAAUACAGGAAAGAUAAAACUGAUAAUGGCACUGGAAAUAGUAAUUGA
This is a messenger RNA of Entrophospora sp. SA101, 2313 nucleotides long. The record is from the annotation of a GenBank genome assembly. Lineage: Eukaryota; Fungi; Glomeromycota; Glomeromycetes; Entrophosporales; Entrophosporaceae.